Molecule: messenger RNA, 272 nt
Organism: Amoebophrya sp. A25
Lineage: Eukaryota; Dinophyceae; Syndiniales; Amoebophryaceae
Source: the annotation of a GenBank genome assembly
AUGGAGGCUAAUACAAAAGUAAAGAAAUCAUUGGUCGGUUGGCAGCAACGCAUCAAGGACGAGGAGAAAGCAGUGCUUGAAGACAGCUCGAAGCCCGCUGAAGAAAAGAUUCUAGAGGUCUUCGGGUUCAAGCUGGAUUUUAGGGAUUUUCCCUUUGUGUACGUUGCCGAAACGCGUGACAAGGCUGUUGACGGAGUCGACAAGUCAAGAGCAGCGAAGACUGGUGUUAAAGUGGGAGAUGCAGUCUUGCAGAUCCAGAACGAACGUAUCAC